Amblyraja radiata (thorny skate) is the source of this 904-nucleotide messenger RNA. Its product is annotated as zinc finger protein 239-like. The record is from RefSeq and is a predicted model, not a curated record. Gene Ontology annotation, molecular function: DNA-binding transcription factor activity; RNA polymerase II cis-regulatory region sequence-specific DNA binding. The transcript has 2 exons. NCBI's taxonomy places the organism in Eukaryota, Metazoa, Chordata, Chondrichthyes, Rajiformes, Rajidae. Gene Ontology annotation, biological process: regulation of transcription by RNA polymerase II. The coding region runs from base 140 to 904 and encodes 254 amino acids.
UAGGAGCUGUUGUUGUGGACGGAGAGACGAGGACGCGAGUGGCCAUUGACGGCAGCCAGGGUGCCGGUGAGCCCCCUCGCCCCACCCCCCCCCCCCAUCUGCUCGGUGUGCAGUCUGUGCUUCGAGGGGCUGAGCAUCAAUGGAGGACCACAUGACGGGGCACAACAAGGAGCAGCGUUAUGAUUGCGACGUGUGUGGCAAGGCCUGGCGGCGCCCCAGCGAGCUGGAGACCCAUCGGCUGGUGCACACGGGAGAACGCCCCUUCGACUGCUCCGACUGCAGCCAGAGCUUCAAGAUGGCGAAUCACCUGAGGAUCCACCUGCGGGUGCACAGCAGUGAACAGCACUUCACCUGCUCCAAAUGUGGCAAAGGCUUCAAGUCGUCCACGGACCUGAAGAGGCACAGGCGCCUGCACACCGGGGAGUGGCCCUACACCUGCAGCGACUGCGGCAAAGGCUUCACUCUGUCCAAUCACCUGCUGGUGCACCAAUACACCCACACCGGCGAGCGUCUCUACACCUGCGCCCAGUGCGGCAAGGGCUUCACCUGCUCCGACCACCUGCUGUCCCACCAGUGGGUGCACACCGGCAAGCGUCCCUACACCUGCACCCAGAGCAGCAAGGACUUUACCCGCUACAACAGACUGCUGGAGCACCAGCGCACCCACACUGGUGAGAGACCCUACACAUGCGCCCAGUGCGACGAGGGCUUCACCCAGUCCUCCAAUCUGUGUGUGCGUGUGAGUGAGAGCGGCCAUUGUGAUGUGACGCAGGCUUUGUCUGGACCAAUCGCUGACGUGUCGCUGACUGACAAGUGGCCGGACCAAUCCUGGCCCCGGAAAUCACCAGAAGUCCCUCCCCCGACUCGCAGCGGAAGUGCGCCUCUGACCUAUCAGGGAAUCUGA